CUCCACACAGGUAACUGUACGCCUCCUCACUCGCACAGACACACACUCUGGGAACACCUUUCCUACUCCUUGCUCUUGCUUGGAAUUAUUUCUGAUUUCUUGUUUGUUUUCUGUGCCUCUUUAUUAUUUUCUUGUCGAUUCACACUCAAAGACAUGACGGCGAGGCUGUUGACAAUUCUCCUGCUUCUGCCCAAUUCGCCGAGCCGCGCGGCAGGUCCCUGUUCUUCUGGGAAUGCAAUCACUUGUGAAGAAUGUCUGAGGCUUGGCCCACAGUGUGCUUGGUGUUUUCAAAAGGACUUUGGUGUGGAUUUAAAUUCUGGAGGAAGGUGCGACAUUGCCAGCGACCUCUUUCAUCGAGGAUGUUCCCUGGAAUUUAUCGAGUUCUCCGUCAGCCACGUUCGUGUGAUAAGGAACGAGACUUUAAGCUGGAGCAGGGAGACGGGGGACGAGGGAAGAGUCCAAAUGUCUCCACAGAAACUUGUUCUGAAUCUGCGUCCAGGUAGUCCAGUGACGUUUGGAGUGGAUGUGCGCCAGGCUGAGGAUUAUCCCAUUGACCUUUACUAUCUCAUGGACCUUUCUGCCUCUAUGAUCGAUGACUUGGCCAGAAUUAAAUUGCUGGGCACCUCUCUGUCCAGAGAGAUGGCCAAAUUAACCAGCAACUUUAAACUAGGCUUUGGAGCGUUCGUAGACAAGCCCGUAUCUCCUUUUAUGAAAACAAAUCCCGUUGACAUAAACAACCCCUGCUGGAAUGUCGAUGCGUACUGUUUACCUACAUUCAGCUAUAAACACAUGCUGUCACUGACUGAAGACACCACAAAGUUUAACGAUGUUGUUAGAAAUCAACAAAUUUCGGCAAACCUGGAUACUCCGGAAGGAGGAUUUGAUGCAAUCUUGCAAGCAUCUGUAUGCAAGAAAAAGAUUGGUUGGCGAAAUGAAUCCUUGCACCUGCUGGUAUUUGUGAGUGAUGCUGACACACAUUUUGGGAUGGACAGCAAGUUGGCUGGUAUCGUUGUACCUCACGAUGGGAAGUGUCACCUGGACAGUCAGAACACCUACACCAAGGCGACAGCAAUGGAAUAUCCUACCCUUGGGCAGCUCACAGAAAAACUUGUGGAAAAUGAUAUCCUGUUGAUUUUUGCCGUGACCAAGGGCCAGCUGAGCACAUACAAGAAUUAUGCACAAUUUAUACCUGGCGCCACUGUGGAGGUUCUUGCAAGUGAUUCUGGGAAUAUCCUUCAGUUGAUUAUAAACGCAUACAAGGAGCUACGAUCUGAAGUGGAACUGGAAGUGACAGGAGAGAGUGAGGAGGUACAGUUUUUCUUCACCGCUAUCUGCCAGGGUGGCACUGUCUUUCCUGGAGAGAAGAAAUGCUCUCAUCUCAAGAUUGGAGAGAAGGUUUCUUUCAAUGUGACCGUUGAGCUGACUGAAUGUCUGAAGGAACCCAAGCAUAUUGUGAUUAAGCCGGUAGGAUUCAGAGACGCUCUGGAGAUUGAGGUGCAUUCUGCCUGUAACUGCGGUUGCCAAAUCAAUGCAGAGCUGAACAGCUCAAGGUGCUAUGGCAACGGCACACUUCAGUGUGGAGUGUGUGUUUGCAACCCUGGCCAAUUUGGGCCUCACUGCGAGUGUGCCGAGGAAGACAUCAAAGUUGGCAGCUGUAAGCAUCAUGCAGGCAACGUCUCCUGCAGUGGGCGUGGUGACUGUUACUGUGGGCAGUGUGCCUGCCACCCAUCCGAGUUUGGCCAGGUAUACGGAUCCUACUGCGAAUGUGAUGACUUCUCCUGCAUGCGGUUUAAAGGGCUUCUCUGUGGAGGGCACGGAUCGUGUGACUGCGGGGACUGCCGCUGUGACCAGGGAUGGACGGGGGAAUACUGCAACUGCACGACUCACACAGACGCAUGCAUCUCUGAAGAUGGAACCCUCUGCAGUGGCCACGGGGAAUGCACUUGUGGAAGAUGUACCUGCACUCAUCCAGGGGCCUCCGGAGAUAGAUGUGAAAAAUGUCCCACUUGCUGCGACCCCUGCAUUUCAAAACGGAGCUGUGUUGAAUGUCACCUGUCUCAGGCUGAUGGAUCAGUAGAGGAUUGCCAAGAAAAAUGCCUGACAGCUGAUUCCGUUGUCAAUCAAACUACAGAUUUUGACGAAAGCCAGUCCACCUACUGUUCUUUGAAAAGUGCCAAUGACUGCACCAUGUCUUUCCGUUUAAUUAAGCAUGAACAUGGAGGAUCGCUUCUAUUUGACCUUGAACAAACUGACUGUCCCUUGCCACCAAAUGUCUUUAUGAUAGUCUUGGGAAUUUCUUUGGCUAUCUUUGUUGUUGGGUUGGUUAUUCUCAGUGUCUGGAAGAUGCUUAUAUCCAUUCAUGACCGCAAGGAAGUAGCCAAAUUUGAAGCGGAACAAGCAAAAGCUAAAUGGCAAACAAGCACAAAUCCACUUUACAGGGGCUCAAUUUCCACAUUUAAAAACGUGACGUACAAGAAUCACGAAAAAAAGGGAUUCGCAACCUUUGGGUAUUGAUUUAUUGGACAAUAAUUGUGGGAGGAAACCGGAGUACCCGUAAAAAAACCUACGCAGUUACAGGGAGAACGUACAAAUUCCGUACAGACCGCACCCGUAAUCAAGUUCGAACGCGGUCUCUGGCGCUGUAAGGCAACAACUCUACCGUUGCGCCACUGUGCCACUCUAUAAUAUGAUGUUUGGCGUUCCAUAAAUUUCAGAAAUUGGUUGAAAGAUGCAGCUUCCAAACAGGCCCUUCAGCCCACUGAGUCCAUGCCUACCAUCGAUCACCCAUUCACACGUGUUCUAAGUCAUCCCACUUUCAUAUUGACUCUCUGCAUAGUUGGGGUAAGCAAUGUUUCUUAGUUUAGUUUAGAGAUACAGUAUUGAAACUGACCCAGAGUCCACGCUAACCAUCAAUCGCCCGAUCACACCUGUUCUAUGUUGUCCACUCCAUACAGAGGCCAACUAACCUACUAAUCAACACGUCCUUGGGAUGUGUGUGGAAACAGGAGCACUCGGAGAAAACCCAUGUGGUCACAGGGAGAAUGUGCAACACCCCACAGACAAGACCCGAGGUCAGGAUCACACCCGGCUCUCUGGCGCUGUGAGACCGCAACUCUUCCUGCUGCGCUACUGUGCUGUACAUUUAUUGCUUUAUGUGUAUGAGCAUUUACAUUUCAUCUUUUUGUAUAUUUUAUCAUGAAGAAGUAAUUAGUACAAUACUGUUUUGUGCAGUUUCUUAUAAAGGCUGGACCUUAAGAAUGGCCAAAUAUGUAAGAUAUAGACGUCUUUGAAAGAUGCAUUUCAUGCUGUUAAACAAAUGUUUUUUGUUGUCUGGAAAUAAAAUUCUGUCCUAUCCAUAAAUCAUUUUAACCUUUUCCUUC
Molecule: messenger RNA, 3380 nt
Organism: Leucoraja erinaceus (little skate)
Lineage: Eukaryota; Metazoa; Chordata; Chondrichthyes; Rajiformes; Rajidae
Gene: itgb6
Product: integrin, beta 6
Exons: 16
Coding region: 154-2514 (786 amino acids)
Biological process (GO): cell-matrix adhesion; cell migration; integrin-mediated signaling pathway
Cellular component (GO): focal adhesion; cell surface; integrin alphav-beta6 complex
Molecular function (GO): integrin binding
Source: RefSeq, a predicted model, not a curated record